Messenger RNA from Botrytis cinerea B05.10, 1480 nucleotides. RefSeq lists its product as hypothetical. NCBI's taxonomy places the organism in Eukaryota, Fungi, Ascomycota, Leotiomycetes, Helotiales, Sclerotiniaceae. The transcript is spliced from 3 exons. Bases 542 to 1384 code for a protein of 280 amino acids. Gene Ontology annotation, cellular component: cytoplasm. Gene Ontology annotation, molecular function: phosphatase activity. The record is from RefSeq and is a predicted model, not a curated record.
GACCUUUGUACUGUCGACUCAAAAGCUAUCACUAUUACUAGAACGCUCUGUCUUAAUUGAGUUUCAAUCUUUAGUUUUCUUAGUUGCCUCUUAAUAAUUCUUGAUUUCUUUUGUCCUUUUCGGCACUUCAAUCAUCCCGUUUCACGUCAAAUCACGUCGUCACAGCUUUUCUUCUUCUCAUAUCUUUCACGGCAACCUUUCUCUUCUUCUGGUCCAAGUUUGUUCAAGUUUAUAGCAGCUUGGAUAGAUUCAAACUAGAAUUCUACCACCAGUUCUAACUCACCGAGCCUCCUCUUUCUCGUGAACUCUGUCCAUCUGACACUUCUGCAACCUCGAUUCGAUCCACUUCCUACCUACAUCAGCCUUUCACGAGCCUUCAGCAGUACCAAAAAUCACUUGAAUAACUCCUAUACCACCCAAUUUUGAUUAUUUGGGUCUUUUCACAACUAGCUGCAUAGACCUACUGCUUAUUACUUAACUUCUCUAAUUAGAUUUUCUUAUUUUUCAAGUCGUCUGACUGAGCCUCAGACUUGACUUUAGAAUGUUACUCUGCUUCCCUCUAAAACAGUAUUUUGGCCAUACAAAAACCGACACCGACACCGAACCCAGAACUUUCAUACAUCUUGUGCGACACGGAGAAGCAUACCACAAUCUAGGACACAUCAACAAAAAAAUCAACCCUAAAUCUUACGACAUCCAAGAUCCCUAUCUUACCCAUAAAGGCAUCGAACAAGCCAAAUCUACCAGGCAGCAAAUGACAAAACGUUGUCCUGUCCCCAACCUCGUGCUCACAUCCCCUUUAAUUCGCACUCUCGAGACUUCACUCCACAUUUUUCCUUUCGCCAAUGACGUUAGUAUCUAUCCACAGCCGCAAAUCGUCGCAUAUGAUGAAUUAAGGGAGAAUGGAACAUAUUUGUGCAAUGUUCGCCAGAAAACGUUUGAUUUAACCAAUAAUUAUGAACACAAAGGGGUGGAUUUUACUGCGCUAUCGCCUGUUGUUCCGCCGAUGAAGUGUGUACUUCGCGGGAAACAGCGUGCGGAAAUUGUUCGGAAGCAAAUACUAGUCAUUUCGAAGCUUAUAAGAAAAGAAGGUGGGCUUUGGAAAGGGGUAUAUAUACAGGGUGCUGGUCGGGAUAUUGUACCACAUCUGCAGGUCGAGCAGGAUAUACAUAUUGUGGUGGUUUCUCAUGGGUCUUUCAUGGAGUAUUUGCUUCCACUUUCACAUACAAUCCAGCCAGGUUGGCAAAAAUUCAAGCCCGCGGAGAUGAGGACAUAUGUAAUGGAUGAAGAUGGUCAUUUGGACGAAACGGUAGAGUCUAGAGGGGCUAGAAGUACUGCUGUUUUGCAAAAGGUUAGCUUGAGUCUCACUAGCGCUUCUGAUUGAAUAUAUCUUCUCAUUUAGAGGCUUUGUGCUAAAUUUCAAGAUAGGAAAACGUUAAAGAGUACCAUUGGAAUUUGUUUGAAAUAUUAAUAUGGAUCA